Messenger RNA from Anoplopoma fimbria (sablefish), 2529 nucleotides. RefSeq names its product protein SCO1 homolog, mitochondrial (gene sco1). Bases 186 to 1100 code for a protein of 304 amino acids. Gene Ontology annotation, cellular component: mitochondrial inner membrane. The transcript is spliced from 7 exons. Gene Ontology annotation, biological process: intracellular copper ion homeostasis; mitochondrial respiratory chain complex IV assembly. Gene Ontology annotation, molecular function: copper ion binding; copper chaperone activity. Lineage: Eukaryota; Metazoa; Chordata; Actinopteri; Perciformes; Anoplopomatidae. The record is from RefSeq and is a predicted model, not a curated record.
GCGACCUGUACGCUGAUCUGAGACCAGCCUUUUCACUUUCGAAUCAGCCAUUCUUACUCAACACUAACAUGUAGAACUGACUCCAGAACAGCAGUGUGUACGGCCCCAUCUCCUCUUCACUUCUCACGUUUUGUAAACUUGUAACCGCUUCCUCGUUGGAGCAGCGGUUCUCUCAAGGUGCAAACAUGGCCCUGAGUGUCUUAUAUCACGGACUGGGAUGCCGGUUGUUUCACAGUAAUGUUAAACUCCUGCAAAACGGGACCAGGACACUGAAUGUGAGACUCUCGCACAGCCUUUCACGGAGAGAACCCGGAGUUCACUGCUACCUGGUGAACGCCAGUCAGCGGUACACCUGCAGAGCAGCUCAACAGCUUCAUCAACACUCCUCGAGGACACUUUCCUCACUGCCUCCACCGCCUUCAUCAGAAGAGAAGAAGAAUAAGAAGUCUGGGCCUGUUACAUGGAAAUCUUUAGCAAUCACAUUUGCUAUCGGAGGAACUCUGCUCGCAGGGAUGAAAUAUUUAAAGAAAGAAAAGGAAGAACAGAUUGAAAAGGAGCGGACCAAAUCGAUCGGCCGACCGGCGCUGGGCGGUCCGUUCUCGCUCAUCGAUCACAACAACAAGCCCACCAAGAGUGAGGACUUCCUGGGCCAGUGGGUCCUCAUCUAUUUUGGGUUUACUCACUGCCCUGACAUCUGCCCGGAUGAAAUAGAGAAAAUGAUUGAAGUGGUGGAUGAAAUAGAUAGAAUAAAGUCUCUUCCAAACCUGACGCCGAUCCUCAUCACCAUUGAUCCUGACAGGGACACAACGGAGGCCAUGGGUGCUUAUGUGAAAGAGUUUUCACCAAAGCUGAUCGGCCUGACGGGAACAAAGGAUCAGAUUGAUCAGGUUUCCAGAGCCUACAGAGUUUAUUACAGUCAGGGACCAAAGGACGAAGACAACGACUACAUCGUCGAUCACACCAUCAUCAUGUACCUCGUUGCACCCGACGGAGAGUUUGCGGAGUAUUUCGGACAAAACAAAAGAAGUGGGGAGAUCAGCAGCUCGAUAGCGUCACACAUGAAGAAGUACAAGAAGGCAAAGGGAGCAGCAGCCAAUUAAAAGACCCACUACGGACCGACAGGUUUAAUCACUACUGACACUUCAUAUUGCUAUUUAUUCUGAACACGCUGUUGUACGAAAUCUCUGCAGUAACAUUCCUUUUAAACGAGUGAUGUGCAGCAGAAAACAGAUCAGAUGUCUGGUUCUGUUCUCCAUCGUACAUACAGUUCACACUGCUGCCGAAUUGACUUGAUUUGAAAAAAUGGCUUCAACAAGUGCCUCCUGCUUUAAAAUAAAUGUGCACAAAUCAGCCCCAAUAAGAUCAAUAUCUCUGAUUUAUGAUUCAAAGAAUGAGGAAAAAAUCUGGUUGUGAAUGAAGUGAUUUGAUUUUGUGAUAAAAAUACAAAAUAUAACUAUGCUUUGAAUAUUUUAUUUGUGUUUGAUUGACAACUUUUUUCCAAAUGCAUUAAUGGCAAACUAUUGAUUAGGACCCACCGAAAGUAUGUGUUGGAUUUUAAAAUGUGUUUCUCUGGAGAAAAACCACCAAUUUUCAUCCUUAUUUUUUCACUUUUCUAAAAACGUUUGACAUUCAAAUAUUUUAUCUAGUGUUAAACUUUAUCUCUGGAGAGAUAAUUCUGACUGAACAAAUACAAUGUAGGAGAAAAAGAGCUUUGAAGAGAGCAAUAAAAAAAGAAAUCGUGUUUAAUGCUGUUAAAGGUGAAAUUUGGAAACAAGAAAUUGGAUCUCCCAGGGAAACUCUUUUUACAGUCCAAUAAGAAGAAACAUCAAAUGAGAUAUGGAAAAUAUAAUUCCUUAUUAAGGAAAUCAAUGCCCUAAAACUGUAACUAUGAAACUGAGUUGCAGGAAGACGACCUGAACAUUAAACCUCAUAUGUUACUGAUAUCAUAUCGUAUAACACUGACACUGAAACUGCCUUCAGUGUCAGUAUUGACGGGUUUAUCAGUAUUUCUCCAUCCGUAAAAGAUCAAAUAUCUAAAACAUACAAAUCCAGUGUUCACUUUUUAAGAGAAUUUGGUGUUUGGUGUGAACAUUUUGAUGGUGAGUAUUUGUUUGUAUCGAUAGGAUGAUAUGGGAUUUUGUGGUGGAUUACAGUAAAAUAGUUGAUGGUACUGAAUUUUCAUGAUUUGAAAAAAAGUUGUCUACCCCCCUAUUAUGUACAGAAGUGGAAAAUAGAACCUGAUUUAAAAAUACCAAAAAACUGAAAUGAUCAUUUAAGAAAGAACAGAUUCACACAAUUAUUUCUUUAUCCAUCUUUAUUUAUUUAUUAUUUACAAUUUCCUUAUUUGGGUUUUUUGGGUUUUGUGAACUAAAAGUUAUAUCUGAUGCAAUAAACUUAGAAAUGUCUUAACCAAAUGGACGGUAAAGUGAUUAUUUUUUGUUUUAGUGCCAUUUUCAGAGGAAUAUAUCAUGAUUAUUUUGACCAGAAUGAUUGUGAUUGUAAUCGUCCCGUAACUAUUUGAAUAAAAGA